Molecule: messenger RNA, 3126 nt
Organism: Eucalyptus grandis
Lineage: Eukaryota; Viridiplantae; Streptophyta; Magnoliopsida; Myrtales; Myrtaceae
Product: stachyose synthase
Exons: 4
Coding region: 343-2937 (864 amino acids)
Source: RefSeq, a predicted model, not a curated record
CAUGGUAAGAACCAGAACACAAACAACCUGUCACCAGACUAAUUUAUAGGUGCUGGGUUUGUUGCUUUAUCUAUAAGUCGACAAGAUUAAGAAAGAAGAGCCCGGAAGUAUCCAAAUUUGUUGGAUACCCACUCGACUCUGUUGUUUUUUUCUUUAAUUCCCCCUCUAAAAAUGCUUUGGCCAGAGCAUUCCAUUUGUAUAAAUAGAUGUGCCGUGGCUUGCCAUUUCUUCCUGUGAAGAGUGUAAGAGUACCAAACUAUUUGCUAGGCAUUAAUUGUGUUUAAGAGUUUGUCGCAUUUACUUGAGCAACCUCUCGUUUUCUCAGCUUUUGUUCCUUUUUUCAUGGCGCCUCCCAAUGAGCCGGUCAAUCCAAUCUUCAACUUCUGCAAAUCCCCCAGAGUCAAACAUCACGUUCAUUUGUCUCGUGGGAAGCUGAGUGUCAAGGGAGUGCCAAUCCUCUCUGAUGUCCCGAGCAAUGUGACUUUCACUCCCUUCUCAUCUCUCUGUGAACCUUCGAAGUCUGAUGCACCACCGACCUUGCUUCAGUAUGUCCAGUCCGUCUCGCACCGAGGCGGCUUCUUGGGCUUCGCCAAGGAUGACCCAUCGGACAGGUUGAUGAACUCUCUGGGGAGGUUCAGUGGGAGAGACUUCUUGAGCAUCUUCAGGUUCAAAACAUGGUGGUCCACCAUGUGGGUGGGAAGUUCUGGGUCUGAUCUGCAAAUGGAGACUCAAUGGGUGCUCCUGGAUGUACCUGAGGUUGAUUCUUAUGCAGUGAUCCUGCCCAUCGUGGAAGGGAGCUUUCGGUCCGCACUUCAUCCUGGGAGUGAUGGGCACGUCAUGAUUUGCGCAGAGAGCGGUUGUAGCCAAGUAAGAACAUCGUCUUUCGAUGCAAUCGCUUAUGUUCAUGUGUCCAGGAAUCCGUAUACCUUGAUGAGAGAGGCCUAUAGUGCUCUCAGGGUUCAUCUCAACACAUUCAGGCUAUUGGAAGAGAAAGCUGUCCCUUCCAUUGCAGAUAAAUUUGGUUGGUGCACUUGGGAUGCUUUUCAUUUGGCAGUUGAACCUGUUGGUGUUUGGCAUGGAGUGAAGGAUUUCGCGGAGGGCGGCAUUUCCCCGAGAUUCCUAAUCAUCGAUGAUGGGUGGCAGAGCAUCAACUUGGACGGGCAGGACCCGAGCAAGGAUGCGAAGAACCUCAUCCUGGGCGGGACCCAAAUGACUGCCCGCCUUCACCGGCUUGACGAAGGGGAAAAGUUUAGGAAGUACGAAGGGGGAACCAUGUUAGGCCCCGACGCUCCCGCUUUCGACCCUAGGAAACCAAAGAUGGUGAUCUCAAAGGCCAUCGAGCUCGAGCGUGCUGAGAAGGAUCUGAACGCUGCAGGGCGAGAUGGAGCCACUGAUUUGUCGGAGCUUGAGUCGAGGAUUGAGAAGUUGAGACGAGAACUCGAUGAAAUUGUUGGAGACGAGGGACAGAAUGAGGUUAUUAAAGGAGAGGGUAAAGGGGAAAGCUUUGGCAUGAGAGCUUUCACUAGGGACCUGAGGCAAAAGUUCAAAGGGUUGGAUGAUAUAUAUGUUUGGCAUGCUCUUUGUGGUGCUUGGGGUGGAGUGAGGCCAGGAUCAACUCAUCUCAACUCAAAGGUGACUCCUUGCAAGCUUUCUCCUGGACUCAGUGGGACGAUGGAUGACUUGGCCGUGGACAAGAUCGUCGAAGGAGGGAUUGGUCUUGUCCACCCCUCCCAAGCCAAUGAUUUCUAUGACUCCAUGCACUCUUACCUCGCUAGUGUCGGCAUCACCGGAGUGAAAGUUGAUGUCAUUCAUACUCUUGAGUAUGUGUCCGAAGACUAUGGAGGGAGGGUUGAGCUUGCAAAGGCUUAUUACAAGGGACUGUCAAAUUCCGUCACAAAGAACUUCAAGGGAAGUGGGGUCAUAUCCAGCAUGCAACAGUGCAACGACUUCUUCCUCCUUGGGACUAGACAGAUAUCCAUGGGAAGAGUAGGGGACGACUUUUGGUUUCAAGAUCCGAAUGGUGAUCCGAUGGGAGUCUAUUGGUUGCAAGGAGUUCAUAUGAUUCAUUGUGCAUAUAACAGCCUCUGGAUGGGCCAAAUCAUGCAGCCUGACUGGGACAUGUUCCAAACGGACCACCUGUGCGCUGAAUUCCAUGCCGGCUCGAGGGCCAUCUGUGGAGGGCCGAUCUAUGUCAGCGACUCGGUCGGGCGUCACAACUUUGGCCUCUUGCGGAAGCUCGUGUUCCCGGAUGGGACCAUCCCCAAGUGCCAGCACUUCGCCCUCCCGACCAGAGACUGCCUCUUCAAGAACCCUCUCUUUGAUAACAAGACCGUCCUCAAACUUUGGAACGUCAAUAAGUACGGUGGAGUGAUUGGCGCGUUCAACUGUCAAGGAGCUGGCUGGGACCCGAAGGAGCGGAGGAUCAAGGGCCAUCCAGAAUGCUACAAGGCAGUUUCCGGUUCCGUUCAUGUGACGGAGGUCGAAUGGGACCAAAACGAUGAGGCGGCCCGAAUGGGCGGGGCUGAAGAAUACGCGGUAUGCAUGAGCCGAGCCGAAAGGCUCCUCCUGACGACCCGAGAGUCGGACCCAAUCCCAGUGACCCUGGACCCAUCCUCCUUCGAGAUCUUCAGCUUCGUGCCCGUCGUGAACCUUGGACCCGUCAAGUUCGCCCCGAUCGGUGUGGCCGACAUGCUCAACAGCGGAGGGACGGUUCAAGAAGUGGGGUGGGAAGAUUGCACGAGUGGGAUUAGGGUCAGUGUCAGGAUCAAGGGCCGAGGUCGGUUCCUGGCCUACUCGAGCGGGUCGCCGAGAAGCUGUCGUUUGAACGGCGAGGAAGUCGGGUUUGAGUGGUCCGUUGAUGGCACAUUGGCCUUGAGCGUUCCUUGGGUUGAAGCGGCUGGUGGCAUUUCUGAUGUAAUUUUUCUAUUUUCACAUUGAUUUUAAUUUUUCAUGUCCGGCCUUUUUCAUGUUUAUUGUUUUUUUUUUUUUUUUUUUUGUGUGACAGUGUACUGAGAUUGAAGUGUUCGUUCAUGUGCUGGUUGUAAAAUGGAAUUUUUUCUGUUUUUUGGUCAAAGUUGUAAAAUGGAAUUGAUAACAGGAAAAUGUGCCAAUUGCUGGAUUUCGUGA